This is a messenger RNA of Olea europaea var. sylvestris, 373 nucleotides long. RefSeq lists its product as uncharacterized. The transcript has a single exon. The record is from RefSeq and is a predicted model, not a curated record. NCBI's taxonomy places the organism in Eukaryota, Viridiplantae, Streptophyta, Magnoliopsida, Lamiales, Oleaceae. The annotation marks the transcript as partial.
AAAAUGGCAGCUCACUGGAAUAUCAUGUCCCCAUGCAAUAUCAGGCAUGCUUUCAAGGGAUAUUGGCAUAUAUGAGUACAUCGACCCAUGGUAUAGCAAGGAGACAUACCUGAAAUGUUACUCUCCAGUGAUCCACCCGAUGUCAAGGCCUAAACUGUGGCCAGAAUUGGGAAAACAUCCUCUCAAUCAACCUCAGAAGAGAAAACAGGCUAGCGGACCCAAAAAAUUGAGGAAGAUGUCACAGGCAGAGCCACCUUCAGGCGUUAAGAUGGAAAGGACUGGCAUAAAGAUGACGUGUAAACGCUGUGGAGGGUCUGGACAUAACAAAAGAAGCUAUAAGGAGGCACUGCCUAGUGAAGAUAGCUCACAGUAA